AGAAUGGUCGAGUCCUCGGCGCAAUUCGCGACUAGGGUGGCGGAGGCUGUUUGGAGCGCUCUCCGUGGCCAGUGUCACUGGGCGUCCGGGGACCGCCAGGCCGCCCGGUUCCUGCUCUCCUCAGAGGGCACAUCAUGAAGACCUCUGUCGAGCUUGCCAUCAAUGGGAUUCAGGCCCUCCAGCUGCAACAUAAAGGCCGAAGUGGCUACCGAGUCAAAUCCAGCACGUCGUUCGUGGAUGAGACUUUGUUUGGCAAGCCUUCCGGGGCUCGGCCAACCCCACCGAAGUUUGACCCUCCUUGGGCAGUGCGGGCCAGAUCUGGGAAGCUUGUGCCAUUAACCCCUAAUUCUGAGGGGGCCAAAUGGAACCUGAUUUCGGACCCCUCCAAAAGCAGCAGCAGUACCCCUCCCCAUACUCCCAGGAAGAAAAAUAAAUACAGGCUUAUCCGUCACACACCAUCCUAUUGUGACGAGACUCUCUUUAGCUCCCGACGGGAGGAACCCACCUGGGAGGCACCAUGGAUGAAGAAGGAGGAUGCUGCAAAGCUCCAGCCCCUCCUCUGGAGCCCCCCAUCAGCACCCUGGGCCAAUCGCUCUCCCCGACCCAAGGAGACCCCCCUGCGGGCUAUUCACCCAGAGCCAAAGACCAGGAACAAGCCAGACAUUUGGCAGAGGCUCUCGAAUGGCCUGGACUCCCCAGGCUUCCUCAAGAGGGGGCAGUCCCAGUCACUCACCCAUCUGAAUGCCUCCCCUGGCGGGUACUCCCCUGGCACCAGUCCCCCCCAUCAGAGAGGGCAGCAGCAGGCUUGGACUCAGGCAGCUGCGGGGACCUUCCAGAGCCCAGUGGUGACCCCCAGGGCUCGCGCCAUCAGCCUCUCAGAACCAGCCACUCCCCGGAAGCGUGUGGCCACUCCCAAGCCAAAGCCACCCUGGAAGUGACUUGUGACCAUGCCUCCUUGUCAUCCCUGGGAGCACAGAUGGGGACAAAGGCAUGGGCUCGUGCAAAAAGAAGGAAACCCCGGUGAGAGGGGAAGGGGAAGGGGAAGGAGCCUGACCCAUUCCCAUGCAUCUGUUCCGUCUGCCCUGGGAGGGUCGGUGCAGAGAUCCUGCCUUUGGGACAGAUGGGCCCAUUCCUUCGGCCUUGUUCCUCCGUCCCUAGCCGACUGGGGUCAUCAUGCAACCCAAUAAACUGUACUGUUGCCAACCCA
Molecule: messenger RNA, 1207 nt
Organism: Sarcophilus harrisii (Tasmanian devil)
Lineage: Eukaryota; Metazoa; Chordata; Mammalia; Dasyuromorphia; Dasyuridae
Gene: RITA1
Product: RBPJ interacting and tubulin associated 1
Exons: 3
Coding region: 135-938 (267 amino acids)
Biological process (GO): negative regulation of Notch signaling pathway; nuclear export; Notch signaling pathway
Cellular component (GO): cytoplasm; nucleus
Molecular function (GO): tubulin binding
Source: RefSeq, a predicted model, not a curated record